This is a messenger RNA of Stegodyphus dumicola, 1104 nucleotides long. RefSeq names its product ATP-dependent DNA helicase PIF1-like. The record is from RefSeq and is a predicted model, not a curated record. NCBI's taxonomy places the organism in Eukaryota, Metazoa, Arthropoda, Arachnida, Araneae, Eresidae.
AGUGGCUUGGACGAAGACAUUAUCGAAAUUCCAUCUUUGUGUGUGGUCAACAGAUCGAUAGUAGAAGAAAUGUUUGGCUGCGGUAAUGAAUUCGACUUACAAGACUUGGCCAGUAAAGCGAUUUUAUGUCCAAAGAACGAGGAAGCUCUGAAGCUUAAUGAAGAAAUUCUUUCCACGUUUCCAGGUCAAGUUUUCACGCACUACAGUGCAGACUCGGUUAUUUGCGAUGACGAAGAAGAACAAGAAACGUAUCAGCUGGAUUUCAUCCACAGCCUGACGCCUUCUGGAAUGCCACCUCAUCGUCUGAAUUUGAAAGUUGGAGUUAUAGUUAUGCUUCUACGAAAUCUACAUCCAUCGGUUGGACUCUGCAACGGAACAAGGCUCAUUGUGAAGAGAAUUAUGCCAAACGUUUUAGAUUGUGAAGUCAUCUCUGGACAGAAUGCUGGAUCGAGAGUUUUCAUUCCACGUGUUGAACUUUCACCAUCAGAUUCAAACCUCCCCUUUCAGCUCAAGCGAAGACAGUUUCCCAUCAGGCUUGCAUUUUGUAUGACUAUUAAUAAGUCACAGGGACAGACGCUUAAGAAAGUUGGAAUUUAUUUACCGCAACCAGUUUUCAGUCACGGAAUGCUUUAUGUAGCUUUUUCAAGAUGUUCGUCUAUGAGGAAUGUUCGUGUUUUAGUGAAAGACACCAAGAAGCAAGGCCGUUUGAUACCCGCAUGUUCUAAAGUAUUCACAAGAAAUAUUGUUUACAGGGAGGUUCUGCAGUAAAAAAGUUACUCGAGACAUUGAAACAGUGAGAUUUUUGCAACACAAAAUGAAGUUAAUCAAGCCAAAGCAAAAAUGAAAAAGAUUUGAGGUUUUUGGAUGACUGGGAUAAAUUGAAGCAAGUCAAGAUGAAGCUGAAACAGUUUGAGAAUGAUGCAUUAGUCGGCUUUUAUGUCUGUUGUUACAAAGUGGAAUUUUGGAGUAGUUAGGCAAUCGGAAGCUGUAUUAUUUUUUCAAUGUUGUAAAUAUUUUUUAUAAAUUUUCCUUUUCAGGUCUACAUACAAUUGCGUUAAUUAAUUUUAAAACAUUUUAUGUAUUUUUCUUUUUUAGGUAUGUAUG